Messenger RNA from Megachile rotundata (alfalfa leafcutting bee), 1645 nucleotides. RefSeq names its product protein LSM12. Gene Ontology annotation, molecular function: RNA binding. The record is from RefSeq and is a predicted model, not a curated record. NCBI's taxonomy places the organism in Eukaryota, Metazoa, Arthropoda, Insecta, Hymenoptera, Megachilidae.
GCGAUACAGAGUCCGCGGUUUAGAGUUCGUAGUGAAAAAUGGCCGGCGCGAACGAUUGUUUCAGCAUUGGGAGUACGGUGGCCUGUAAAACCUGUUACAAGGAGGAGAUCGAAGGCGAGGUGUUAGCGUUCGAUCCACAAACUAAAAUGCUGAUCCUAAAAUGUCCGUCAUCUAGUGGUGCACCAACAUUAAACGAUGUACACAUAGUAAAUUUAUCCUUGGUAUCCGAGGUCCAAGUUAAGCGGGAAGUUAGUCCUACAACUAGUGAACCACCACAAAGCCUUAAUUUGCAAAAACUAAACAGAAGAGUACGUAAUCAAAUUGAAGAGAAAAAAAAACUGGUAAUGGCUCUGCAGGCCGGAGUAUCUCCAGAAGGACAGAAACUCUUCAAUACAAUAUCAAAGACCAUUCCAGAAAUCACGUGGAAUGGUGCCAAUAUUGUUGUAUUUGACAAUGUCACGAUUAGACCGCCGUACAAAGUGGACAAUGUUCAUGGAAAUGCAGAGUCAGGAGCGUACAAACAUGUAAAGAAAGUGGUGGAGAAACACAUUAAAGAUACGGAAGCGUCCGCGCAAGCACAACAGCGAGAACAACAGCAACAACAAAAGCAAAAAGGAGGCGCGAUGCAAUAAAAGUUCAAAAAGGCACUAUAUCACAAAUAAAGCUACCAUGCUUUCACGGAAGUUCCAGUCUUUGAAGAAACGUAGGAAACGACGAUAAUGAGAUACAAAACAAAAAAAAGUAACAAAAAACCAUUGCAGAACUAUUAGAUAAGCCUACCUUGAAAAUCAGCGUCGUAGAUUAAAUUCAAUUUGUUUCGAUAAAAGAGCAUUUCGUGGAAAGAAAAUGCUAACGGAUUAUCGAAAUUCAAAACGAAUACCAAAUACAUUGAUUGUAUUGUAUGAGCAGCAUUUUGUAAAGAAACGAAACACACCGUACUCGAUUUUUAACACAGAGCAUAAAGUCUUCGACGAAGGACGCUGUUUAUUUUAUCUAAGCUGCCAUACAACCUUAUGUUCUGCUGGAACUAUUGUUCGUACAUGUGCUCUGAUGCAGGUGUGUUUUAGUUUAGUUUAACAUUGUUACAAAAUACGUUUAAUAGUUGUUUACAGAUCACUGAUAUACAAGAUGGUAGCAUGAUUCUAUCGCCAUACAAGUAUCAGGUUUUUAAAAUACAAAUCGGUCAUCGUGGUAUGAUUUAAGCCCGUAUGAAACGGUUCAACCUUUUUAACUAAUACCGUAAAUGACAAAACAACAAACGAUCAACGAAAAUUUUCAUACGCGAAUCAUCCGAUUUCAAUAUUGACUGAAAUCUUACGUUCAUUCGUAAACUGUAAUACCAUUUCUUUUAAAUCACUCAUCAUAGUAAUUUCGAGUGCGUCAAAUUUGUAAACAAACAAAGAAAAAACGAAAAAUAUAAACGUUCAAUACUUGAUCACGCCUGCGUCGGCACGAGACGUCUUCAGUUAUUAAAUUAAUGUCGUUGCAAGAUGAUAAAGGACAUAUUCCCUUGCAUAGAACAAGCUACACAAUUGUUAUUUAAAGAAACAAUGACUUGAUUUAUGCAAGGGUAUCCGUCUUGCAUCGACGAAACACGGAAUUCGUCUCGUGCCCUUUACUUUUUGAACGCGGAGAAAAAAUGUAA